Molecule: messenger RNA, 2204 nt
Organism: Trichomycterus rosablanca
Lineage: Eukaryota; Metazoa; Chordata; Actinopteri; Siluriformes; Trichomycteridae
Gene: dnttip1
Product: deoxynucleotidyltransferase terminal-interacting protein 1
Exons: 13
Coding region: 211-1131 (306 amino acids)
Cellular component (GO): nucleus
Molecular function (GO): nucleosome binding; DNA binding
Source: RefSeq, a predicted model, not a curated record
UUUAAUCUCUUUUGAAUGUGGUUAAUGAAUUGCGGCUAGUAUUGCAGGCUGUAGUAACGGUUAAAUAGUGAGAUUUGCUGUUGCUGUCACAACUACCGUUUAGUUGAUACAUCCGACCGAUUCGGAUCAAAACAUCAGUAAUCAUCAGAAUCAUCUAUCUUCGUCAGGGACAUAAGAAAUCAUCUGCGUGUGUGAUUUAAUCCCGCAGUAAUGGGAGCCCACAGGAGUGAGGGCCGCAGAGACUGGCUGCAACAGGACGCUGGUGAGCAGCAACCGAUUCACACAGUGAACCCUUGGAACAUCAUGAUUAAGCACAGACAGGUUCAGCGCAGAGGUAGACGAUCCCAGAUGACAGUGAGUUAUACAGACCCAGUGAUUUCUAUGGACCUUCUGAGAACAGUUCUCCAGCCUAGCUUCAACGAGGACAUUUUGGCUGUCUUUAAAAAAUAUAUGAAGUUUUUUGAGAAGGCAGCAAGCAAUGUGAAGGAGAACGUGGGAGAGGAUAUACAGACAGAUCAGCUGAUCAGAGAGGCUUGUCGAAACUGCUUGGAGCAUGCAAAACAGCUCUUUCCUGAAAUAAGUGUACAGCGACCUGUUUUUGAUCCAUCAGUAAAGCGCUCACGGCAGAUGGAUGAUGACUCCAGUCAAAGAGGCAGUCCAAUUCCUAAAAAGAGGAAAGGUCGCCCCCCGGUUAUACCUUAUGACAGACCCGUGCAGUACAACAUUUCGAUGAAGCCUAAGAUACCUGAAGCUGUAAAGCGAGAAGGUCCCAAGUGGGAUCCCUCUAGGCUGACUGAAAAAAGUACAUUUGUUCUAGGAUCCAGAGCUAACAAGGCCUUGGGAAUGGGUGGCACCAGAGGAAGGAUCUACAUCAAACAUUCAGACCUUUUUAAGUAUGCUGCUGAUGCUCAGGAUAAACAAUGGCUUGCUGAGAGGCAGCACAUGAGAGCCACAGGUGGUAAGAUGGCAUAUCUGCUUAUUGAAGAAGAUAUACAAGACCUUGUAAUUAGUGAUGAGUAUAAAGAUUGUCCUGAUUUGAAGUUGGAUGAAUUGAAGCCAUUUAUAGUUCCUGUUUGGAUGAUAGAGAAGAUGCAGAAAGCAAUGGAGGCUCAGAGAUCAGAGAAGGAGUAAAGAAAUUACGUCUUGGCACCAACAAUGUUUUGAGCUUUCCUUGUCUGUAUGAUGUGACUUUUUUUAAAGAGCUACACAUAUUUCUCUUAACAUGCUGUUUAUUCAGAUGGCAGAUCUGCUGUUACGUUGAUGAAAACAACUUCUGUUUCCAUCAGGAGCCAAACUUGGUUUAUGCUCCAAGGAACAACUUAAAAUUAACUUCCCAAUGUGUUGGCUUUUCUUGGUUUAAUGUUUUAAGCUGCCCACUGAACAAUAGGAAGGAAAGGAAUAGAACAUCAGAAAAAUAACACAUCACAAAAUUAAUUACACAUUUUGACACUUGAAAGUGCCAUACUUCAACAAGAUAUGGCUCUUGUAGUUAUGUGUUUUAAUAGUGUAUAAUUGCACUAUUUAUAAAGUUUAUUUUACAUUGACUCCAAUAGAACAUACAUGCUGACUUAUAUAAACGCCAAUGAAUAGAAAUAUGUAGCAAACCAAAAGCUUAUUCUCAAACAGCAUAAACAUUGAUACUAUUAGUGUUGGUGUAACUUUGCAUCAACUUUAGUGUAGUAUAUAGUUGUUCAUUAGACAGGAGAGUGAAAGUUCCAAUCUUUUCCACCACUGAUUUGAAGUACCUGCCUGACCAGGCUUUGGAAAGCUGUUUAUAAAGAAUCAUAAACCUGGCUCCAAUAUUCACUGUUUUAAAAGCAGAGGUGAAUAAAAUACAUAUGAUAGUCUGCUUUUAAUUUUGAUGUCUGUACAUUUUUUUUCUUUUUUGUUACACAAUGUAAAAUAUGAUUAUACAAUCAAGCUUAGAAACUGUGCACACCCACAUGUUGGGAAGUACAAACUAUUAGUAAUGUACUUUUUUGAUCAGUAUUUAUAGACAAUGCAAAGCAUAUUUGGUUGAAAAAUGUUUUAUAAAAAUAUAUUUUCUUACUUGUUUUAUUGGUACGGACUUAGUGAUGCUAUGUCAUCAAGUUUUUAUUUUUGUUUAUUUUGAAAUAACUUGAUACCACUGUCCCAAUGACAUUAAUCAUCCAGUUUUUUUUAAAUUAUAUCUAGGUCUUUAAAAUAAAAAAUACCAAUACAAA